UUCUUCCUACCCAUCACACUUUGUGAUGACCACAUGCUCCGUUACUAUCACACUGGCUUGUACUACCCCGAGGAAGGUCGGUAUCACUUUGAGACAGUCGGGUAUGUGGAUGAUCAGGAGAUCGAUAUGUACAGCAGUGAAAGUCAUGUGGACAUUCCAAAGACAGCAUGGAUGGAGGAGAAUGAGGACGAUGAUUACUGGGAGAGGCAGACAUUUUUACGCAGAGGAUGGGAGAAAGUCUUUAGAGACAACUUAAUGAUCCUGGCCAGUCGGUUCAACUACACAAGAAGGUCCCACACUCUCCAGCUCAGCUAUGGCUGUGUAAUGCAUGAUGAUGAUGUCAGCAGUGGAUAUUAUCAGUAUGGCUUUGAUGGG
Molecule: messenger RNA, 375 nt
Organism: Staurois parvus
Lineage: Eukaryota; Metazoa; Chordata; Amphibia; Anura; Ranidae
Source: the annotation of a GenBank genome assembly